GUCACGUGAGAGACGUGCGUAGCCGAGAAUCACGUGACGGCGGGGACCCCGGAAAGCGACUCGGGCGCAGAGUCAGGCCGGUGGGUGAAAGCGUUAAAUGCCGGAAGAGAGUGGAGUGGGCUGGCAAGUCAUACUUUUUUGAGUAUCAUGGCAGAUGAUUUGAAAAGGUUCCUGUAUAAAAAACUACCAAGUGUUGAAGGACUUCAUGCUAUUGUAGUAUCAGACAGAGAUGGUGUACCAGUAAUUAAGGUUGCCAAUGAUAAUGCCCCUGAGCAUGCUCUUCGGCCCGGUUUCUUGUCAACAUUUGCGCUUGCUACAGAUCAGGGCAGCAAACUUGGGCUUUCCAAAAACAAAAGCAUAAUCUGUUAUUACAACACUUACCAGGUGGUUCAGUUCAAUAAACUUCCUUUGGUAGUGAGUUUUAUUGCCAGCAGCAACGCCAAUACAGGACUGAUUGUAAGCCUGGAAAAAGAGCUGGCUCCUUUGUUUGAAGAACUAUGGCAAGUGGUGGAAGUCUCUUAACUCAGUAUUUAUAUCCAGAGCACAGCAAAUCUUUAAUAUGAAACAGGGAAAGAUUCAGUCAUUUUCACACUGUAUAAUGAAUGUCUUGAAGAAAAUGUCACUUUCUCUUAUUAUAUGUUAAAAACUGUGCUGGACUGAAAUAUAAGGUAAAUGGGCUGUAGCUUUUCCUGUAUAUCCUAGAUUGCUGGGUUUAUUGGUGAGCAUAACAACUCCCAUGGAGUUAACUUCAAUCUAGCACAUAUUUCACAGUAGAAAAAAAAUACUGUGUAUAAUAAUUGUGUAUAAUAUGCCAUCCACAACUUUUUCACUCUACCAGCAAUAUGUUGUCUCUGUCUAGGUAAAUGGAGACUAGUGCAAACAUACAUUUUGCAGUCAAAUCUUCCUUUAUGCUUAUAGAAGAAGAACAUUAUGGGGAAAAGAUACGUUAAUACUGGUAUGCAAUCAAUGGUUCUUUGUUUGGAUAACAGAAUUUUAAACUUCAGAGUAGCUAUUUGUAAACGAGUAGCUACAUGCUAGCUGUUUCUGCAGAGUUUAAAUUAAUCAGUGCAUUCUCUUUCUGUAUUCUUUGUAAAACUGAUGUUUUGAAUACAUGUAAUUAUGAUACUUUGCUAACUUAUCUGGCUUUGUAUGUUCCUAAGCAAAUCUGAAUAAAAGAAGCAGGCAAGGUGUUUAGUCUGAUCAUUAUCACAGAGUUAGAUAUUGCAAAGCAACAUUAUUGCUGUCUUUAAUCAGUAUGUUCAUUUAUAUAGUGUUGUUGCCUUGGAGUGGGGGGGGGGAGGCAGGGCAGUCAAACUGGUCGUAUUUUUUAAAUAAGAGAAAAAUUUUUGAAAGUUGGAAAGUAUAAGAAUCUUAAUAUAUAAAAAGGAAUAUUCUAUAUAUGGAAGAAAGCCACUUUGACAGGACAUUAGCAGCUACAUAUACAACAGCACUCUAACAAAUAUUCAAGUGAAGAACAGAUCAGGCAUAUAAUGGAGUCUAGACCAGAGCAUUGUUUAUCUAUCAUGGCAGCUUUCAGAUGUGUAAUCUUCAACUCCCAGAAUUCCCUAGCCAGAAGGCCAUUGUAGAGAAAUCCAGAAUUUGAAAUGUACACACCUGGAGAUUGCCAAGAUUGAGAACAAGUAGCUGAUGUCCAAGAUCCAUUCUCACUCUUACAUAUUCUGAUUUGGAAGUUGUCGCAUUUGAGAAACAUUGAACCAAGAGAGUAUACGAGUAUUUUUCCCCUUCAAAAUCCAGUAGUGGAAAUCUCAUUUAAAUUAAGAGCAGUACCCUAACCCUAGCCUCAGAGCCCUCAUUGAGAAAGGAAGAUUAGUUAUGUAAAGUUUGAAAGUAUUUGUAUUAUCACCAAUGUCUUAUCCACUGCACAGGUAAAAUUGUAUUUUCUUUUUGUUCCUGGUUUAUUAGAAAUUUUUUAAUAAAAAUAUAAAAUAUACAAUUGUUCCCAA
This is a messenger RNA of Thamnophis elegans (Western terrestrial garter snake), 1964 nucleotides long. It is a transcript of the gene LAMTOR3, whose product is annotated as late endosomal/lysosomal adaptor, MAPK and MTOR activator 3. Gene Ontology annotation, biological process: positive regulation of TOR signaling; cellular response to amino acid stimulus. NCBI's taxonomy places the organism in Eukaryota, Metazoa, Chordata, Lepidosauria, Squamata, Natricidae. Gene Ontology annotation, cellular component: Ragulator complex. The coding region runs from base 148 to 522 and encodes 124 amino acids. The transcript is spliced from 7 exons. The record is from RefSeq and is a predicted model, not a curated record.